UGCUGACCUUAUCGCAGGCUUGCGAUCUUUCCAUCACGUCAACCCAACUCGUUUCCCACACUCCAUCCACCGCCAUUGCAAGCACCAUGGCUAGCGUUUCGGGGCCUUCCAACGGCAGGGAUAAGCAAAUGCCUACUGGAAAUUCUGGAGGUUCUCCGGAGGACGAUGAAGCUGAAAGUCCAGGAGACGAUGAAAGCGACCCGGAGGAAGUUGGCGAUGCAGAUGGGGCAGCACCAAAGACUUGCCCUGGAAUGCCUCUGUCGUUUGUCCAUCGAUACCUCAACUUUGGUGCCUACUCCGUGCUAUCUGAGGUUGCCUCAUACUGGUCCGAGGAGAUUUAUGGAUUUCUGCUUCGGAGAGAUCUACGAGCGUACUAUCAACAUCUUAUGGAAGUUGCCACAAAUUAUGAGCAAUGGGCCGCAGCGGGAGGCAUGUUAGACAAGUUGACUGGAAAGGACAAGUGGAAAAAUGAUCCCGUAUCCCCUGACUAUGAUUAUGAGCUUUUGCAAGAUCGAUUGGCCCAAUUGAAAAAAGCGCGAGAGUCUGGCAAUAUGUCCUCCAUGAUGUUUAUGUUGCGAACGUCACUAAGUAGAAAUCUUGGAGAUGCUGGAAACCCACGGCUUUAUGGGAUCACGCACGUUGGAACGAAGAGAUUAAUUGAAGACUAUAUCGACGAAGUCAUACGACAACUUCAUUUCAUUUGCGAGGAGGAGUCUCCUCAGAUCACGCUAAAAGCCAAAUACGACUUUUUCACCCAAACGCAAAGGGCAUACGGAAGAACUGCACUAUGUCUAAGUGGAGGUGGCGCCUUGGCGCUCUGUCACGUUGGUGUGGUCAAAACCCUUUUCGAGGCAAAUCUACUUCCGCGUGUUAUCAGCGGGUCUUCUGGGGGAUCCAUUAUUGCAGCUUGCGUAUGUACGCGAACAGACGAGGAAGUGACCCAACUCCUCGAUCCCAAAAACGUUAAUAUGAACUUCUUUGAGAGACCCGGAGAAGAAUCAACCUUCUUGGCAAAAAUGCGGAGGUUCUGGAAAGAUGGAUACCUAUACGAUGUAGACACAUUCUCUCAUACGAUGCGAGAAAAUAUCGGAGAUGUCACCUUUCAGGAAGCGUUCAAUAGAACCCGACGUAUUUUGAACAUCACUGUCAGCUCGUCGACUGUAUAUGAGAUGCCAAGGCUUCUCAAUUACUUGACUGCACCCAAUGUGGUCAUUUGGUCAGCUGUUGCUGCAUCAUGUGCAGUUCCUUUUGUAUUUAAUUCUUGUCCCCUCAUUGCGAAAAAGAAGUCAGGUUUUGUUCCCUGGAAUCCGUCAGGGCAUCGAUGGAUCGAUGGAUCAGUGGAAGGUGAUCUACCCAUGACACGAAUAUCCGAAAUGUUCAACGUAAACCACUUUAUCGUGUGUCAAGUGAACCCUCAUGUCCUCCCAUUUAUGCACAAUACUCCUUCCCCAUCCAUGUUGACACGAGCCAUCAACAGUAUGGCAUUCCUAGUCCGCUCAGAGGUUCAUCAUCGACUGACACAGCUGUCAGAACUGGGAGUGUCCUCUCCAACCAUAUACCGGGUCCGAACAAUUUUAAGUCAGCGGUAUUACGGAGAUAUUACCAUCGUCCCAAGCGUUCGUAUGGCGGAUUUCACGCGAAUUCUUGGAAAUCCGGACCCGGAAAUGAUGAUCUAUUGCAGUAACCUCGGAGAACGAGCGACGUGGCCGCAGAUUUCCCUCCUACGAAACCGUUGCAAAAUCGAACUCUGCCUGGACGACAUGCUGUACCGCCUCCGAAUACGGCGCUUCAUGGAUGCACGCCUCGCAAUAGUGUCUGAAUCCCAGGGUCCCGAUUUCGAUGUCCGCUUGAUGGGUCCACCUACAGCACCUCCCUUGGCGGGCAACUCCUCCAUGGCGCACAGUUUGCCGAACGUGGUGGAGGAGUUUGGGAAGAGAAGUGUUAGGGAGACCUUGUCGAGUCCCAUGAUAAAUGAUAUGGAAUCAGAACCUGAGGAUUACUUUUCGAUCAAAUGCACGGAUGUGAAUCCGACAGGAUAACUUGUUAUGUGAUUAGGAUAAUUUUUUUGGAUACAAUGAAAGCAGAGUAAAAGUUUAUUCACAUGGCGAUCUCUUUCUCUACAACCUUAUCGAUGUUAAUGCUUGCAAUCGUCAAGAAACAAUGACCAUGUCUGUUGUGGUGGCUUGUGCUGAAGACGUGUGAAUAAAUCUUAUUACAUGAAUGUAUGGAAGUUAAAGAGAAAUGAGAAUCACGGACAAACCACCCAGAUAAAUUACGCCAUCCCAUCCUCUGGCACAUCGAGCAUAUCCGCUACCGUAUUAACAACCAUCAACACAACUGCCGACACCAUUCUCAUUCUAAAGCCCCGAUAUAGCCCCG
Spizellomyces punctatus DAOM BR117 is the source of this 2379-nucleotide messenger RNA. RefSeq lists its product as uncharacterized. The record is from RefSeq and is a predicted model, not a curated record. Bases 87 to 2039 code for a protein of 650 amino acids. Gene Ontology annotation, biological process: lipid metabolic process. The transcript has 16 exons. Lineage: Eukaryota; Fungi; Chytridiomycota; Chytridiomycetes; Spizellomycetales; Spizellomycetaceae. Gene Ontology annotation, molecular function: triacylglycerol lipase activity.